Piliocolobus tephrosceles (Ugandan red Colobus) is the source of this 3152-nucleotide messenger RNA. It is a transcript of the gene CLMN, whose product is annotated as calmin. The coding region runs from base 107 to 3115 and encodes 1002 amino acids. Gene Ontology annotation, cellular component: cytoplasm; meiotic nuclear membrane microtubule tethering complex; nuclear outer membrane. The record is from RefSeq and is a predicted model, not a curated record. Gene Ontology annotation, molecular function: actin filament binding. Gene Ontology annotation, biological process: negative regulation of cell population proliferation; nuclear migration. Lineage: Eukaryota; Metazoa; Chordata; Mammalia; Primates; Cercopithecidae. The transcript has 13 exons.
CUCCGCGGCGCCCUCGCCGGGUGCGUGCCGCUCGCGCGCCCGCCCGCCAGGCUCUCCGCGCCCGCCGCCCGCGCCGCGCUGGCCCGGGCCCUUCCGCCCGCGCUUCAUGGCUGCACACGAGUGGGACUGGUUCCAACGCGAGGAGCUCAUCGGGCAGAUCAGCGACAUCCGAGUGCAGAACCUGCAAGUUGAGAGGGAGAAUGUGCAGAAGAGGACCUUUACUCGAUGGAUAAAUCUACAUCUAGAAAAGUGCAACCCACCUCUAGAAGUUAAAGAUUUAUUCGUCGAUAUACAAGAUGGCAAAAUCCUAAUGGCUUUGUUAGAAGUCCUGUCUGGGCGGAAUCUGCUGCACGAAUACAAAUCCUCGUCGCAUCGCAUUUUUCGGUUGAACAACAUAGCGAAAGCACUUAAGUUUUUGGAAGAUAGCAAUGUAAAACUGGUUAGCAUUGAUGCAGCAGAAAUAGCAGAUGGCAACCCUUCUUUGGUUCUUGGGCUGAUAUGGAACAUAAUCCUCUUCUUCCAGAUUAAGGAGCUCACAGGCAACCUCAGCAGAAACUCUCCAUCUUCCAGCUUGUCCCCUGGCUCAGGGGGCACGGACUCAGACUCAUCCUUCCCACCCACACCCACUGCAGAGAGGAGCGUGGCAAUAUCCGUGAAAGACCAGAGGAAGGCCAUCAAAGCCCUGUUGGCGUGGGUGCAGAGGAAAACGAGAAAGUAUGGCGUGGCGGUGCAGGACUUUGCGGGCAGCUGGAGGAGUGGGCUGGCUUUCCUGGCCGUGAUUAAGGCCAUUGACCCCAGCCUAGUGGACAUGAAACAGGCCCUGGAAAAUUCCACACGAGAAAAUCUAGAGAAGGCCUUCAGCAUCGCACAGGAUGCCCUGCAUAUCCCUAGGCUCCUGGAGCCAGAAGACAUCAUGGUUGACACACCGGAUGAGCAGUCUAUCGUGACUUACGUCGCACAGUUUCUAGAACGUUUUCCAGAGUUGGAAGCCGAAGAUAUUUUCGAUUCAGAUAAAGAAGUUCCUAUUGAAUCCACUUUUGUUCGCAUCAAAGAAACUCCUUCUGAACAGGAGAGCAAAGUCUUCGUUCUGACUGAAAAUGGGGAGCGUACCUACACUGUUAAUCACGAAACCAGCCACCCACCACCCUCCAAAGUCUUUGUCUGUGACAAGCCCGAGAGCAUGAAGGAAUUCCACCUGGAUGGUGUUUCCAGCCAUGCACUGUCAGACAGCUCCACCGAGUUCAUGCACCAGAUCAUUGACCAGGUCCUGCAAGGGGACCCAGGUAAGACCAGCGACAUCAGUGAGCCAUCUCCAGAAUCCUCCAUUUUAUCAUCCAGAAAGGAGAGCGGGAGGUCCAACUCUUUGCCAAUCAAGAAAACAGUUCACUUUGAGACUGACACCUACAAGGAUCCUUCCUGCAGGAAGAACCUGUCCCUUUGCUUUGAAGGGAGCCCAAGAGUGGCAAAGGAAUCAUUGAGGCAGGAUGGACAUGUCUUGGCAGUUGAGGUUGCUGCGGAAAAGGAGCAGAAACAGGAGUCCUUGAAGAUUCCAGAAUCCUCCUCUGACAAGGUCCCUGGUGACAUUUUUUUGGCAGAGGGCACGAUCAAUAAUUCUCAGUCUUCCUCCUAUAAUGGCGCUUUAGAGAGUACAGCCCACCACGAUGAAGAAAGUCACUCUCUUUCACCCCCAGGAGAAAAUACUGUGAUGGCCGAUUGCUUUGAGAUCAAGCUUAACCUGAUGACCGUAGAAGCUUUAGACGAGGGAGACUAUUUUGCAGCCAUCCCAUUAAAAGCCUCAAAAUUUAACAGCAACCUAGUAGAUUUUGCUUCUACCAGCCAGGCUUUCAACGAAGUUCCUUCACCUCAUGAGACAAAACCUGACGAGGAUGCUGAGGCUUUUGAGAAUCAUGCUGAAAAACGAGGUAAAAGGAGUACUAAAUCUGCUCACAAAAAGAAAGAUUCUCCAGAGCCUGAAGUUAAGACAGACAAACAUGAACCUCACCAGGACUCCGGAGAAGAAGCUGAAGGCUGUCCUUCAGCCCCAGAAGAGACGCCAACGGAUAAAAAGCCAGAGGUGCAUGAGAAGGCCAAGAGAAAGUCCACCCGUCCUCAUGAUGAGGAAGAGGGAGAAGACGAUGACCUCCGGGGUGUGGGCGAGGAAUUAUCUUCCAGCCCCCCAAGCAGCCGUGUCAGCUUGGAGACCCUUGGGAGUCACAGCGAAGAAGGCCUGGAUUUCAAGCCCUCCCCACCCCUCUCAAAGGUUUCCGUCAUUCCCCACGACCUCUUCUAUUUCCCACACUAUGAGGUUCCCCUGGCUGCAGUUUUGGAGGCUUAUGCAGAAGACCCGGAGGAUCUAAAAAACGAAGAAAUGGAUCUCGAAGAGCCAGAGGGCUAUGUGCCAGACCUGGACUCCAGGGAGGAGGAGGCCGAUGGCUCUCAGAGCAGCUCCAGUUCCUCGGUGCCAGGCGAGAGCCUCCCCAGUGCCAGUGACCAGGUGCUGUGUCUCAGCAGGGGUGGUGCGGGUACCACACCAGCCUCGGAACCCGCUCCUCCGGCCCCCCAUGAGGACCACCAGCAAAGGGAGACCAAAGAGAAUGACCCCAUGGACAGCCAUCAGUCCCAGGAAUCCCCAAACCCGGAAAACAUAGCAAACCCCCUAGAAGGAAAUGUAACGAAAGAAUCAAUCAGUAGUAAGAAAAAGGAAAAAAGGAAACAUGUGGACCACGUAGAAAGUUCACUAUUUGUAGCACCUGGAAGUAUUCAAUCCUCAGAUGACCUAGAAGAAGACACUAGCGACCACUGCAUUCCUUCCAGGACUAGUCACAGUGACUCCAGCAUUUACAUUCGACGACAUACUAAUAGGUCUUCGGAAUCGGAUCAUUUUAGCUAUGUUCAGUUGAGGAACGCAGCAGAUCUGGAUGACAGAAGAAACCGAAUGUUAACCAGGAAGGCCAACAGCUCAGGAGAAACCAUGUCCCUGGGGAGCCACAGCCCACAGAGCGACUCUCUGACACAGCUUGUCCAGCAGCCGGAUAUGAUGUAUUUUAUUCUUUUCCUGUGGCUCCUGGUGUACUGCUUGCUGCUGUUCCCACAACUGGAUGUUAACAGACUCUGAUACGUGUGUCUGGAUAAUAAAAAAGACAGGACCCUGA